This is a messenger RNA of Cokeromyces recurvatus, 1720 nucleotides long. RefSeq names its product amidase signature domain-containing protein. The transcript is spliced from 8 exons. The record is from RefSeq and is a predicted model, not a curated record. Gene Ontology annotation, cellular component: glutamyl-tRNA(Gln) amidotransferase complex; mitochondrion. Gene Ontology annotation, biological process: glutaminyl-tRNAGln biosynthesis via transamidation; mitochondrial translation. Gene Ontology annotation, molecular function: glutaminyl-tRNA synthase (glutamine-hydrolyzing) activity. NCBI's taxonomy places the organism in Eukaryota, Fungi, Mucoromycota, Mucoromycetes, Mucorales, Mucoraceae. Bases 391 to 1611 code for a protein of 406 amino acids.
CUUUGGCAGGGUUUGUUAACUUGAGUUAUGUUAACGAGGUCUAUUAUAAGAACAGCCCAAAUAUCAAAACAUGUAAGCAUGUUGUAAAUAAAUAAAAUAAACUACAUAUAAGACUCCCUCCUUUUUUUUUUCUCUUUUCAUUUACCCAUCUGGUAGAGUCGUUAUUCUUCAACGAUUGCUUUAAGGGAAUCAUUACAAAAAAUAGAUCGCUACAAUUCUGAAAUUAACGCAUUUACUUCAGUUAAUAGCAGAGCUCUAUUAGAACAAAAAGCAGAAGAGUCAGAUAAAAGACAUUUAAAUGGAACACCUUUAAGUUCAAUUGAUGGAACAGCUAUUGCGAUAAAAGAUAAUAUUUGUACUCGAUUUUUACCUACUACAUGUGCUUCGAAUAUGUUGAGAGAUUUCAAUUCGCCUUAUGAUGCUACUGUAGUCGAGUUAUUAAACAGAGCUGGUGCAUUAAUUAUUGGAAAGACAAAUAUGGAUGAAUUUGGUAUGGGCUCUCUAAAUAUACAUAGUGCAUUUGGUCCUGUUAUCAAUCCAUUAAGUUACAAGGAAGAUGAUAAAAGAUCUGCAGGCGGUAGUUCAGGUGGAAGUGCAGCCAGUGUUGCAAUGGGCAUGUGUUUAGCUGCAUUAGGAUCAGAUACAGGUGGAUCAGUUAGAAUGCCUGCUUCUUAUUGUGGUUUAGUUGGAUUUAAACCUAGUUAUGGUCGUUGCUCUAGACAUGGUUUAAUUGCUUAUGCUAACUCAUUAGAUACUAUUGGGAUUUUAAGUCGAACUGUAGAGGACUGUUCAAAUGUAUAUGAUAUCAUUUCGAAAUAUGAUGUUCGUGAUCCUACUUGUAUGCCUGUUGACUUGCGAAAUAAAAUAGAAGAGAAUGAAAUUGAACUUUUAUCUAGAUUUCAAAAUAGUGGAAAUUUAAAGGGAUUAACGAUUGGAAUUCCUCAAGAAUUCUAUGUUGAUUCAUUGUCAAAUGAAGUAAUUGAAGUAUGGCGUAAAGGAAUUCAACAUUUACAAAAAUUAGGUGCAAAGAUAGUUUCAAUAUCGAUACCUCAUAUUUCUUUAUGUUUACCUGCUUAUUAUACAAUUGCACUUGCAGAAGCAAGCUCAAAUUUAGCAAGAUAUGAUGGGAUACGUUAUGGUCAUAGAAGUCCUGAUAAUGUAGACCAUCUAUUAUAUGAAGAUACACGUACAGAAGGAUUUGGUGAAGAAGUUCAGAGACGUAUUUUACUUGGAACUCAUGUAUUAACAGCAGGAACAUAUGAAGCAUUAUUUUUGCCAGCACAAAAAAUUAGAAGAUUAAUUCAGAAAGAAUUUAAUCAAGUAUUUAAACAACCUAAUUUAUUAUAUACUGAUGAGUUAAAUCAAACUUCAGCAGUAGAUAUGCUAUUAGUGCCAAGUGCAACAUCACCUGCACCCAAGUUAUCAAAAUAUAAUUCAGUCGAAUAUAUAGAUGAUGUGAUGACAUUACCUGCUAAUCUAGCCGGUCUACCAGCCAUUACUGUACCAUUUGAGACUCAGUUAAAGUAUCCUAUUGGAUUACAACUAAUAGGUCAAUAUGGUUAUGAUCAGUUCGUUUUACGAAUUGCAAAAGAACUGGUUAUGAAAAUAUAACACGUUUUCAAUUCCCACAACAAGCAAUUUGUAAUAAUCAAGCCUCUUUUUUUUUUAAUUUUUUUUUAAUAUUUAUUUUUAAAUAAAAACGAAUGUGGCUAAAACCAAG